Molecule: messenger RNA, 2697 nt
Organism: Chanos chanos (milkfish)
Lineage: Eukaryota; Metazoa; Chordata; Actinopteri; Gonorynchiformes; Chanidae
Gene: minar1
Product: membrane integral NOTCH2 associated receptor 1
Exons: 3
Coding region: 1-2697 (898 amino acids)
Biological process (GO): negative regulation of cell population proliferation; negative regulation of TOR signaling
Cellular component (GO): plasma membrane
Source: RefSeq, a predicted model, not a curated record
AUGGAUACAGUGCCAGAGUAUUCCCUCUUCAUGAUGAGGAUUUUAGAAGAAUUGGAUACCAAAUACAGCACAGUUUCAUAUCAGGAUCUCUGUAAAUCUUUGUGUGCCAGGUUUGACCUGGUUCAUCUUGCCAAGCUGAGGAGCCUGCUGUUCUAUACAGCAUGUCUGGAUCCAAGUUUCCCUGCUACUUUAUUCAAAGACAAGAUGAGAUGCUCAGUAGAAGAUCAGCAGUCUAAGAAGCUCAUGGUGGCUGCAGACAUUGUCACCAUGUUCAACCUGAUUCAAAUGAAUGGCGGCAUUGCCAAAGACAAGCUACCUGUAGCGCACAAGCCCAAGUUCCACAAGAACCAGUCAUUUGAAUCCUGUAGAUCUGACACUGAUGUCUACAAAUACAAUGACUGCGACAGAACCUACGACCUCUUAGACAACAGGGUUCAUCAUGUUUCGCGAAAUUCACUCUGCCCUAAAUCCGACUGCAGCAACUGUCAGCGAUACAUUCCAGCUUCUGACCCAAACUUCCUCCUGGGAGUCAAUAAGGAUCUGAAAUGUAGAGCAGCAUCACUUGAUAAGCUCCAGCAUCUGCCUCAGUACUCCAGUAGCAGCCCUCCUCCAUGUGAGAUGCAGAGCACAUACUUCCCCAUGGAUAUAGACAGUGAGUCGACGACAGAUCAAGAUUCUCUUCACAUGAAUUCAGGUGUCAAGGAUACCUUUAUGUCCAGGACAGAACCUUUUACGGUGCACUCUUGUGUACAAAAAAGGAACAUUUUCAAGGAGGACUUUCACAACCUUGUUGCCUUUUCGCCCCAUGUAAUAACGACAGAAUCCAAGGUCAAUGCCAAAGCAGUUGGAGAUUACCAUAGGAGGGAGCUGCACAAACCUCCAACAUUCUUCAAUCACAGCUUUGAGCUGCCGUACAGUAAUCCAUACUUUGAGCCUGUCAGCUCACCCGUCCAGGACAAAAGACGAGUCAAGCAUGAAAGCCUGGAUGACCUGCAGGCGUCCACUUAUUUCGGACCCACAACAAUCACUGAGUGUGUGAACACCAGGAAGACAUCAGGGAAGCAUAGCAGGCAACCAGCCUGGCCUGUGAAGAGCUUGAGCCUGAACACAGAGGAGAGCCCAGACCCUGAGAGAUCCUUUUUGAACAGCAAGGUACCAAAAGACAAUCACCGCCAUAAUGUCAGGAACAUAGACAAUGACCAACAUUUUCAAAUUGCCAAAGAGAAGUCUACUAUGUCUCCUUCAGGCUUCUCCAAGAAAUCCAACGGAGCUAAAACAAAAGACAUGGCCUCAGUGGCCUGCGGACCAAGUGUUGAUAAGAGGGAUGGUGGAAAGAGAUUUAAAGACAAGAGCAUCAACUGUCCAUCAUUUCAGACUAGUAAGAUCGACGGUGCUCUUAGCGUAGGGACCCAAACUGAGCAGUCUGAGCAGAGGAAACUGAAAGAAUACACCAGUCACAGUAAAUACGGAGAAAGGCAGUCUUUCAAAAAUUCAGACGAAGACUCUGAGAUUGUUAGUGAUGACAUUAGCGACAUCUUUCGCUUUCUUGAUGAUAUGAGCGUUUGUGGCUCUCUUGGAGUUGUCCAGGCAUCAUGUUACAACAGCAAUGGUUCACUCUCUCAGGUCACUAAGUCAGAUGGUGACAGUUCACCUGAACACAACACAAUCAAACUAGGAAAGACUGGAAUUAAACUGGAUCGCCUGUUUCACUCACUUGAAAACUCCGAUGAUGAACUUAAAUCAAGUGUUUGUAAACUGGUCCUCAGGAUUGGUGAGAUUGAGAAAAAGCUUGAGUCCCUCUCGGGUGUGCGUGGAGAGAUUUCUCAGGUUCUCUCAAAGCUCAAUAAGCUGGAUGAGAAGAUCCAGGAACCUGAUUCAAAUGGCAAGGCGAAUGACGGAGGUGUAGCUGACCAAAUCAAGACAGAUGUGAAACUCUCACCGCAUGUGUUUCAGUGCCAUACCACAGGGCACAAUAUUAAAAUGGACAGUAAUGCCGAAUGGUGUUGUUCGGAUGCCAGUGGGAACGAAAGCUUAAGGGUGAAAGCGAUGAAGAAGAAUUUGUUCACACGCAGGUCGUCCAGAUCACUGACAGAAGAGAACAGUGCCACUGAGUCUAAAGUAGCUAGCAUCACAAACUCACCUCGAGACUGGAGGACUGUUUCCUAUUCUAGCCAUCCUGGAGAGGAGAGCAAAGAGAAGGACAGACACAGUGAUGGCAAGGACAGGCACAGGAAAGUCAAAGAGACAGAUCGUCAGUAUGAGGCUCACCAGGUUCACUGCACAUCCAAACCACCAAAAGACUCUUACCUGAUUGAGCAAGUGUUCAGCCCACAUCACUUUCCUCCGUCAGUCAAAGCCCAUGUGAAGGGCAGUCCUCUCUACACUGACCUGAGACUCACCAACCUGGCUGAAGGCAAGCAUGCACAGCCCUCCUGGACCAUUGAGGAAUACAAGCGCAACUCAGGAGAGAAGGGCAAACUCAGCACGCUGGACCUACAGACGCAGGACUCCCUGAACCCCAACAAUUUAGAGUAUUGGAUGGAGGACAUCUACACCCCAGGCUAUGAUUCACUGCUGAAGCGCAAAGAGGCAGAAUUUCGAAGGGCAAAAGUAUGUAAGAUUGGUGCUCUCAUUGCAGCCGCAGCCUGCACUGUGAUAUUGGUUAUUGUUGUGCCCAUUUGCACAAUGAAAUCCUGA